This is a messenger RNA of Micropterus dolomieu (smallmouth bass), 1313 nucleotides long. Its product is annotated as major histocompatibility complex class I-related gene protein-like. NCBI's taxonomy places the organism in Eukaryota, Metazoa, Chordata, Actinopteri, Centrarchiformes, Centrarchidae. Gene Ontology annotation, biological process: immune response. Bases 62 to 862 code for a protein of 266 amino acids. The transcript has 7 exons. The record is from RefSeq and is a predicted model, not a curated record. Gene Ontology annotation, cellular component: external side of plasma membrane.
CUUAUUUCCCCCACUGUAUAUCAUUUUGAGGUGCACAGAAUGUGUCCAUGUUUUACAGAAGAUGAGCGGCUGUGAGUGGGAUGAGGAGACAGGAGAGUUUAAUGGUUUUAGUCAGUAUGGUUAUGAUGGAGAGGACUUCAUGGCAUUUGACCUGAACACAUCGACAUGGAUCGCUUUGAAACCACAAGCUGUCACCAUCAAAGAGAAAUGGAAUGCUGACAAAUCUAGAGCAAAAAACAAUGAGGUUUACUUCACUCAGAUUUGUCCUGAGUUCCUGAAGAAGUAUUUGGACUAUGGAAACAGCUCUCUGCAGAGAACAGAGCUUCCCUCAGUGUCUCUCCUCCAGAAGACUCCCUCCUCUCCAGUCAGCUGCCACGCUACAGGUUUCUACCCUGACAGAGCCACGAUGUUCUGGAGGAAAGAUGGAGAGGAGCUUCAUGAGGACGUGGACCACGGAGAGAUCCUCCCCAACAACGAUGGAUCCUUCCAGAUGAGCGUUGACCUGAAUCUUUCAUCAGUCACACCUGAAGACUGGAGGAGGUACGACUGUGUGUUUCAUCUCUCUGGUGUGAAGGACGACAUCGUCACCAAACUGGACAAAGCAAAGAUCAAAACCAACUGGGGCAAAAUCGUCUUUAGAAAAAACAAAGGUUUGCUCUCAGAUGGGUCCAGCAACAUCACCAUACCGAUUACUGCUGCAGUGGUUGUUCUCGCUGUCGUUGUCAUCGCUGUUAUUGGAUUUACUGUUUACAAAAAGAAGAGAGCAAAUCGACCUCCAACUCCUUCUGUCAACAGCUCUGAGCUCUCUGAGAGACUGAAUCCAGAAACAAGAUUAACAAACACCCCACCCAGCACAAAGUGACUCCAUGUUCACAAACAGUAAAUACUGCACUGUGGUAAAUAUUCACACCUCUAGUCAGGGUCUGAAAUUAGCACUGAUAAAAUGCAAGUAAAUACUGUUAGCAGACAGAGAAAAUGCACUACAGAAAGACACAUGUAACACACACACUGAGCACUCAGCUCAGGGAAUAUCAGUGGUGGAGUUUCAAACCAAACUCACCAGUGGAAGAGGCCCAGUUCGUACUGAUUAAGAGUCGGUGCGCUGUUUAUCAACAGCACCAGCCAGUCAGAACAAAAGUUGGUAGUCCAACUUUGGUAUUGACGCUGAGAAUUAUUUUUGUUUGCUUGCUGAGUUACAGAAGAGGAGGUUUUUGUUGAGAUAUGGCAUCUUGCGGAGAUUUGAACUGAGAAAAUGACUAAUUCAUUAGUGCUUGAACUGUGUGUUUUGUAUUAAACACUGACUGUGUAAUACA